Pseudophryne corroboree (corroboree frog) is the source of this 5289-nucleotide messenger RNA. Its product is annotated as heparan sulfate glucosamine 3-O-sulfotransferase 4-like. The transcript has 2 exons. Bases 661 to 3105 code for a protein of 814 amino acids. Lineage: Eukaryota; Metazoa; Chordata; Amphibia; Anura; Myobatrachidae. Gene Ontology annotation, molecular function: [heparan sulfate]-glucosamine 3-sulfotransferase activity. The record is from RefSeq and is a predicted model, not a curated record.
UGUCUCAUUCGCCGAGAGAGUAGGAAGCACAAGUGACCAGUGAUAAGAAGCAGGUAAGGGUGUCUCUCCCAGACACAUACUGUAGGUGGGCGAGUCUCUGAGUGCAUCAGGCGGAGCUUACUUGGUGCCUCCUGUAGAGCUGAGCUGGACCUACAGACGCCUCUCUCUCGAUUUAAAGUUGCUGCUGCUGUUCAGGGAACUGGCCUGUCUGCAACAGGCGAGGGGACAAGAGCCCUGCUCCAGCUCUGUUGUGCACAUCUCUGCUGAGUGUGGCUAUGCUGCAAUACAAACCUGACUUUAAGCAUCAGUGGAUAAACUGGAGCUCUAUAGAUUCUGUGCGUUCGGUAUCUGGAGCCACAUGUCGGUAAUGUCACCUCUCGUUACCCGCCGUUGGCAGCUUCGGCAUUACAACCUGCUGGGAGAUCUGUUCCAUGUGAAGAGGCUUUGCGCCUGGAGGUGGGGGAACAGGAGGCGCUGAAAGUCAGGGAGCUUCCAGAGCUGUUGGGUCUAGAUUCCUUUACACCCUGACAUCUGAGCACUAGUCCGUUUAUCUGUCGGACUUACCCAAACAUUUCCUCCUCCUGGGGCUGUUUCUUUUAGCGGCUCCAUGCACGAUUUCGGCUGAAACCAUGUCUGUUGGUCUGGGGUUGGCGAUCCGCGAUGGCCCCGUGGUGGCCAGGUACUUCCCUGCUCUCUACUAAGGCUCCUCGGAAACUUGUGUUCCUAUUCACCUUGUCGUUGUCCGUCACUUAUCUCUUCUACAGCUUGCUCAGCUGCUACAGCUCAUUGCAGUUCCCUUUGCAGGACGCCGGUAUCUAUCUGCAGCCAGAGUCUGGGGUCAGCCCAGUGGAUGUAAUCAGAGCCGCUUCUCUAAAGCCUGACACCAGCAAUCGAGAUAUAAUCAACCCAGAGGUGGGGUACUCUCCCCUACCCUCUCAUAAAAGACCAGAACGAAAGACUAAUAACACCCAGCCUGUCCUCCCGAGUACCAGAAGUAGCAGCAGUUCGGAAUCCUAUUUCCAGCCCAGAGUUGUCAGCAGCACCAAGGAAAGGGACUGGGACACCACUUUAAAAGCAGAGCUAGCACCCUGGACGCAGGGAGAUAUAACUGCCCCUGUGUCUCCUUCUGCCCUGGUGGAAUUCGGCAAUUCUGAUCCCUCUAUUGCCCAUACCAGCAGCGAGGAUAGUGCUCUGGAGCCGCCGUCAUCGGAGUUGGCUGCUACUAGUUUCAGCAGGAUCAGGACUUCAGGCACCGUUCUCCAGCUCGGCUUGUUGUCGCCUACUGCGGGGACCAGCGCUCCGUUCCACUUAGCCACCCACCGAUCCAGACCCGAAGGCAGUGCUCUUAUCCAUACCAAUUAUCAGAAAUCCAGCACCUUGGACAUCGUUCAUAUCCGAGACCGCAGCCCGGUGGGUUAUACAGCACUCAGGUUCAAUUCGGAGAACAGCGUUCAGUUUCCAUCCACGGCUGCAAGUAUCAGCACCUCGGACAGCGCUCCCGUCCGCGCUAUAGUCCAGAGAUUCAGCACCUCGGACAGCGCCCGCUCUACAGCCCAGAGAUUCAGCACCUCGGACAGCGCUCCCGUCCACUCUACAGCCCUGAGAUUCAGCACCUCGGACAGCGCUCCCGUCCACUCUACAGACCAGAGAAUCAGCACAGCGGACAGCGCUCCUGAGCAUCCUAAUACCCAGAGAUUCAGCACCUUGGACAGUGCUCCCAUCGAUUCCAUUAGCCAGAGAUUCAGCACCACGGACAGCGCUCCAAUUCCUUUUCCCUUCCAGAGGUUUAGCACCUCCGACAGUGGUCAUAUCCCUUUCUAUACCCAGCUAUUGAGCACCUCUGACACGGCAUCUAGCCUGCGUUUUCCCCGUUAUACAAACCCUCACAUUUCGCCCCCACUCCAAGAAUCAGGAAACGCGAAUAAAGAGUUUCCCUACACGGAUGGUCAAACGUCCAGCAGCGCCACGGCAAGCACCGCUAACCCCAGUGUGGCUCCCAGAUGGAACGAUGACAGCGCAUCGCUUUCAGUUCCACUCCAUAAAGAAAGCUACGGGGCAGACAAGAGUAGAGACCCUAUAAAAUCGCAUACUGUGAUAUCAGCGUCUAGUUCAGGGGAGAGUAACAGACCCUCGGAUUUUACAAGCAAUGAAAUGCACACAUCACUCUCCACAUGGGACAGAACUCCUUUGGCUGCCACUGAAAUGAUUCCAGAGUCUCACACUGGGUUUUUGGAGAGAGAACCUCAGGAAUCUAGUACUACAGAGGAAGAGUUCAGUCGCAGAGUAUCCGUCAACAGCACUGCUGAGUAUGGAGACAAGAAACUGCCUCAAGCAAUUAUUAUUGGGGUGAAAAAAGGGGGUACCCGUGCUUUGCUGGAAGCUCUAAGAGCCCACCCCGAUGUCAGGGCAGUCGGUGUAGAGCCUCAUUUCUUUGAUAGGAACUAUGAGAAGGGACUGGAGUGGUACCGUGAUCUGAUGCCGAGGACAAUAGAAGGGCAGAUAACGAUGGAGAAGACACCCAGCUAUUUUGUCACCAAUGAGGCUCCACAGAGGAUUCACUCAAUGGCCAAAGACACCAAACUCAUUGUGGUGGUAAGGAACCCGGUGACACGUGCCAUAUCCGAUUACACUCAGACGCUAUCUAAGAAACCAGAGAUUCCAACAUUUGAGGUCCUGGCCUUCAAAAACAGGACCCUGGGGCUCAUUGAUGCUUCUUGGAGUGCACUUCGGAUAGGCAUCUAUGCUCUGCAUUUGGAAAGUUGGAUGCAGUACUUUCCCCUCUCCCAAAUCCUUUUUGUUAGCGGAGAACGUCUCAUUAGCAACCCAGCUGAAGAACUGGCCAAAGUUCAAGAGUUUUUGGGUCUCCGGCGGAUUAUCACUGACAAACACUUUUACUUUAAUAAGACUAAAGGCUUCCCAUGUCUGAAAAAGCCAGAAGACACAGGUGCUCCUAGGUGCUUGGGAAAGUCCAAGGGCCGGACUCAUCCCAAAAUCGACCCAGAUGUCAUUCGGCGACUGAGGAAAUUUUACAAACCUUUUAAUGCUAUGUUUUACCAAAUGACAGGGCAGGAUUUUGAGUGGGAGAAAGAAGAUCUGGAAAGCUAAAAACAGACACGUGGUGGGAAAACUUUUCACAAAAACAGAGUAUUAAUAACAAACUAGACUGUGGACACAGUUUCUGCAGUGUACCGAGAAUAAUUAUUAUUUUGCCAACAAACAAAUUCUAAAGAAAACUAUGAUUCUAACACAGGGGGUAAUUAAGAGUUGAUCGUAGCAGCAAAUUUGUUAGCAGUUGGGCAAAACCAAGUGCACUGCAGAAGGGGGGCAGAUAUAACAUGUGCAGAGAGAGUUAGAUUUGGGUGGAGUGUGUUCAAACUGACAUCUAAAUUGCAGUGUAAAAAUAAAGCAGCCAGUAUUUACCCUGCACGGAAACAAAAUAACCCACUCAAAUCUAACUCUCUCAGCAAAUGUUAUAUCUGCCACAACUGCAAUGCACAUGGGGGGCAAUUCAGACCUGAUCGCUCGCUAUCGUUUUUUGCAGUGCUGUGAUCAGGUCAGAACUGCGCAUGCACAGAGCCUGCCUUAGGCAUAGGCAAACUAGGCAAAUGCCUAGGGCAUUUGGUAUGCUAAGGGGCACCAGCAGCUUCUGCUGAUUAAAAUGAUAUGCGGCAUGCCUAUAUUCUGUGUGUGACUGCAGCUGCAUACAAAAUACUACAUUGCAGUGUAUUCCUGGAAAUCACUGUAAUGUAGCAUUUCUUAUGCAGAUACAGCCGCAGUCACACACAGGAUAUAGGCAUGCUGCGUAUUAUUUUAAUCAGCAGAAGCUGCUUGUGCAUUCUAGCCACAUAGUAAUGCAAAUAAGGUGCAUUUUCAGAAACAAAAGGCGCCAGACGUUAGCAGAACUGCCAGAUGACUCAUGCCAGGCAUCUCCUGCAGAACUAGUGGCGGUGCUAGGGGGCACCAGCCAAAAUCUUGCCUAGGGCACCAUAUUGGUUAGGGCCGGAUCUGCGCAUGCGUAUGCACUGCAAUGCACAGGUGCGUCGCACAGGUAGUGGUUUGCUGCCCUGCUAUGGGUUUGUGCGAAGAAUCCAUUUGCGCGGGCGAUCGCAAGGUGAUUGACAGGAAGAGGGUAUUUGUGGGUGUCAACUGACCGUUUUCUGGGAGCAGUUGGAAAAACGCAGGCAUUCCCAAGCGUUUGCAGGGCGGGUGUCUGACGUCCCGGACAGGCUGAAGUGAUCGAAGCGGCUGAGUAAGUCCUGAGCUACUCAGAAACUGCACAAAAUCUUUUUGUACUGCUCGGUUGCAUAUGCGAUCGCACACUUGCACAGCUAAAAUACACUCCCCGGUGGGCGGCGACUAUGUGAAUGCAGGACUGCAAAAAACAGCUAGUGAGUGACCAGGUCUGAAUUACACCCCAUGGUUUUGCCCAACUGCUAACAAAUUUGCUGCUGCAAUCAACUCUGAAUUACCCCCAUAUUGCGGUUGUUUCAGUUACAGCAUGGUAAUACAGGUAAAUCUGUACUAUCCCUAACAAAAGUGGACGAUGAUCAAAAAGGGCAUAUAAAUAAUUUGUCAGGUAUUACCCUAGUUUUCAUUCAGCUUAACAGCUUCUCUACUACAAUAUGUUUUAUACUGUAGGUGUGCGUGUGUAUUAUGUUGUUUUUCCAUUGUUUCAAAAAAAGCAUUAUUUUUUAACAAAAUAUAUUUACCUUAAAAAAUGAAGUUUUUUCACUAAAAGAAAAUUAUUAGUAUUAAGUUUCAACAAAGAAAAAUGUUCAACUUCUGUUUAGGGCAUAUGAGAUUUACCUGUAUGUUUUCCAGAAGGCUGUAAAUAUGACAUAUGGACUGUAGCUAACAGCAACCAAUCACACGUGCUCUUUUAUUCAUGACUUGCACUAGACCGAACAAAACUAUCGUGUGAUUCGUUGGUCUGGGUUACUGCACAUUUGUGAUAUUUACAAUACGGCAGAUCUUUGUUACCUCUUUUAUACAGUAUAUGAUCAGUAUGGCUUAUUUGGAAGUACAGUAGAUGUACUGUAGAUGACAUAAGUAUUUUAUGGACACUGAAAGAGCAAAUAUAGGUAUAUCUUUUAUUGCAUAUUUUGGGAAAAGGUACAUAUGAGAAUCCUAUCACCCUAUUUUGGACCUUUUUUUUUUGGAUAUGUUAAAAUCACUUGCCAAAAACUACCACUGAGCAGAGACGAUGAGGAAGCACAGAUAUUUAAAGCAUAUUUUAUUUUCAUGACUGGUUAUCCAGAUUUAUUUAAAAAUAAAUUCCUUUGUGGUUUU